AUGGAACUCGAAUAUCCUUGCUUAGUAGCUAAGGUCAAUGAACCAUGGAACUUUGAUACGUAUCCUCCGUGUAUUAAUCUUUCACGUAUAGGUGAUGGUAUCAGUGACUGCUUGUAUUCAGAUGAUGAACGGAAUAUAAUGAGUUGUCAAGGUAAUGAUUGGAUGAUGGGUUUCAAUCUUCGAUGUGAAAAAUCUCAGAAAUGUAUUAAUUAUGACUUACUGUGUAAGAACCUAGAACGGUGUCCACAAGGCGAAGAUGAUAUAUUGUGUCGUUAUAAACUACGACCAUCGAAUAUGUCGUGUUUUGAAUCAAAGGAUUUUCUAUGUUUGAAUAAUACUUGCCUAUCGAAUGCUCGAUGUAAUGGAAUCGUUGAAUGUGAUGAUGGUGAAGAUGAAUAUUGGUGUUCGUCUGAUUUAUCUUACCCGGCCGUUUAUCGAAAUCAAAAGUUGAUGAAACACAACAAACCGCAGAUGAUAACACAUGCUUUCUAUCCCAUCGAGAAACAUUCAACAGAAGUAUUGAACAUCAGCGAAACGAGGGUAGUUUCAUUUGAAAAUAAGCACACAAGACAAUCCAAUGUUCAUUAUAAAGAUUAUAUUCGUAAUUUACUUAAAUCGGAUCCGAGAAAUUAUUAUUUGCCAUUUGUUUGUGGUAAUGAUGGACUCGCCGUCAAAUAUCAACAAGCAACAAUUUGUUUCUGCCCACCAAAUUCAUAUGGCGAUUAUUGCGAAUAUUCAAGUGAUCGCAUAACAAUUUUGACACAUUUAAAUUUUGUUAAUUAUAAAAUAAUAAACAGUCGAACAACUAUUCAAGUAUUAUUAACAUUUUUAUAUGAAAAUCGAGUCAUUGACACGAAUAAAUUUCACGUUCAACCGCAAUUACAAAAUAAUGAUAUUAAUUAUGUUAAACAAAGAAUUUAUUUUGUAUAUCCGCGUACAAAAGAAUUUAUUGAUCAAAAACGAGCAUCUCGGAAUGGCACACAAAAGUAUCAUGUACGUUUCGAAGUAUUUCUCUUAAAUAAUUCAAAUCUUACAUUACUGGAUGUUUGGGAUUAUCCAAUUUAUUUUGACGUUUUACCCUCUUAUCGUUUAGCGAAAAUUUUAAAACUGGAUUCAUCCAGAAGUAAUCUUGUUAACUGUUCAAUAUGUGGCGAUCAUGGUAUGUGCCAUGCCAUCGUUAAUAAUAAUAAGUCGACUUAUUGUAAUUGUCACAGUGGUUACUACGGUCAAUAUUGUAAUCAUUUUGACAGCGAACAAUGUCAAAAGGCAUGCUCUUCAAAUUCCAUAUGUCGUCCAAAUCAACGUGGCAUUUUAAAUAAUGGAGAACGAAAGCCAUAUUGUCUGUGCUUACCGGGUUAUUACGGAUCGAAUUGCUAUUUGAAAUAUAAGCCAUGUGAAAACCAUUCGUGCGAAAAUGGUGGUACUUGUUUUAUAGAUUAUACAAUGGAUGAUAUUGACCAAAUCCAAUGCGUAUGUCAUGAUUCGUUUUACGGAACUCGAUGUGAACUUUUAAAACAUACCAUAUACAUUCAAGUUCAACAACCAAGUCAAUUAUCAGACGUUAUACAAGCAACCGUGGUACAAUAUUACGAUUUAAAAGAAUUCAAAUUUGAUAUGUUUAUUCGUGAACAACAAUUGUAUAGAGGACACUUACCAUCCAUAAUUCAGUUAAACCAUGGUCGACUAUUUGCUCCUGCAAUAUGUUUGAUUAGAAUCUACAGUGAAAAAGAACAAGAAUUCCCGAACUAUUUCAUUGGAUAUAGCCGACAAAAUCAAACAACUAUAAAUAUAACCAUAGCUUUAACAGACGAAACUGAAUGCCGUCAUGCACUGGUUUUAUUGAAAGGUUAG
Molecule: messenger RNA, 1851 nt
Organism: Rotaria sp. Silwood2
Lineage: Eukaryota; Metazoa; Rotifera; Eurotatoria; Philodinida; Philodinidae
Source: the annotation of a GenBank genome assembly